Molecule: messenger RNA, 1363 nt
Organism: Drosophila nasuta
Lineage: Eukaryota; Metazoa; Arthropoda; Insecta; Diptera; Drosophilidae
Gene: mus81
Product: mus81 structure-specific endonuclease subunit
Exons: 1
Coding region: 65-1363 (432 amino acids)
Biological process (GO): resolution of meiotic recombination intermediates; DNA catabolic process; double-strand break repair via break-induced replication
Cellular component (GO): Holliday junction resolvase complex; nucleus
Molecular function (GO): crossover junction DNA endonuclease activity; 3'-flap endonuclease activity; DNA binding
Source: RefSeq, a predicted model, not a curated record
AUUGAUAUUUUGAUAUAUUAUCAACAGCCCUACUGGCAGCGCUAUUCAGUUAGUGGGCGCCAAGAUGGAAACUCGUCUGGAGAUUCGUCUGCACGAACCAAAUCCUCUCUUCACGCGCUGGCUGCAACGCUGGCUCCACGACGCCGAGCAGAAUGAUCGCAAGUCGCAGCACAAGCUACGCCAAGCGCUGCAAGCGUUGCGCAGUUACCCGCUCCCGCUCUACAGCGGACGCGAGUGCGCCGUGCUGCGCGGCUUUGGGCCAACUCUCUGCCAGCAGAUCGACGAUGAACUGCAGCAGCUGCGCACACUGGAGAAGCAGACAACGACAAACACAAAGGCUGCUCUGGACAGUUCACAGUACGAGCAGCAGGUGCAACAGGUGGUCAAAGUAGUGCAACGCAGCAGGAAAAAACAACAACAAGAGCAGCAGCAGCAACCGAAGCCCAAAAAGCUGACAAAGAAGGCGCAACAGGAGCUGGCAGCAGCCGAAGAGCGAGAACGUGUGGUCCAAAUGCCCGCGGGCAGUUAUCGCAUUGUGCUGCUCGUGGACAUCCAGGAGACGAGUGGCAAGAACAAACGAGUGCUGGAUCAAACACGCGGCUACCUGGAAUCAUUGGGUGUGAUGCACGAUGUGCGUCGGCUGACCAUCGGAGACUUCCUCUGGAUAGCAAGCGAUGACGUCGGUAAUGAGCUGGUUUUGCCGUACAUUGUAGAGCGCAAGCGCAUGGAUGAUUUGGCCAGCAGCAUACGCGAUGGUCGCUUCCACGAGCAGAAGCAUCGAUUGCAGCAAUGCGGCUUGCCACACAUCAUCUAUCUGAUCGAGGACUAUGGCGACAAUGAGCAGCUGGGAUUGCCGCUGGAGUCACUGCAGCAGGCGCUGGCCAAUGCACGCAUUCAAUCGAAGAACAUUCAAGUGGUGCGCACCGAGAAUCAUUAUCGUUCCAUGUGCUACCUGGCUGGCGUCGGUGCUGCACUGCAGCAGCUCUAUGUGGAUGGCGGCAAGCGGCUGCAUAGUCGCAAAAGGGAAGAGGAUGCUAGCAGAACGACAUCGCUGGAUAGGGAAACGAAUCUAUUGAAGUUUAGGGAACUCUACGAGGAUUCGGCCCGCAAUGCCCAGCUGACGGUGCGCGAAGUCUUUGUGCAGCAACUGCUUCAGCUGCACUCGCUGUCACUCGAUCGUGCGCUGGCCAUUGUGGAGUCCUAUGCCACACCGCGGCUGCUGCUGGAUGCAUAUGCUGCAUGUGGCAGCGAGGCGGAGGCAAGAAUUCUCUUGGCGCCACUUGGCUGUGGACCUUUGCAGCGACCGCUGGGCGAGAAGUUGAGUCAGUGCAUCCAUGACUUUUAUAUGCAGGAAUUCAAAUGA